UCGAAGUACUGCUACUAUUUUUGUGUGGAACCAUAAAAAACUUUACGAGGCUUAGAUGGAUGGAAAAUGGCAAUGAAAAAUUCCGGAUUCAAACGCUUUUGUUAAUGUAUUAUGUGGUCACUGCGACUGCAACUAUUUUCUGCCCGGUGUGGAAUUGAUGCAACACACAUCAAAACAAACUGCGAUGGGUCCUUUCAAGUUACUUAGGUUUGGUGCACUUUGUUUUGGGUUAACUAAAAAGCCCUGUUAGGCUUCUUCCAUUUCAAAACGUAAAUACCGUCUUGUGUUUACAGCAUCCGCUGAAAACUUCAUCGCUGAGAUUAUCAUCAGAAUGGGGGACAGCGGCAGUAUUACGCCUAGAAUUGGCAGCAUGAAGACUUUGCUUGGAAUAGUCGCCGGAGCUGGGGUCUCUUACGGAAUUUACAAACUCUUAAGUGGGGGAAGCUUUAGGAGGUACAAGAAAAGCGGGGGCAAUGAAGGUCUUGCUUCAAAGACCAGUGAAGGUAAAUCUCGGUCGGACAGCCUGUUGGCCAAAGUGUCUGAAUUGGACCUUGUGUUUUCCCGAAAUGAGAGAACGGAUGAUGCUUCGGGUAACAUCAUCCACCAGUCUGUGAGCAACCUGGAGCCACAGCACCUAAACAUGUUGCUGACAUGUCUAAAGGCCAGCAAUAGCACAUCAGAGAGGUGUCGUCUAUUGCUCACUUUAGGAAAUGCUGCUGCUUUUACUGUGAAUCAGAAUAUUAUACGUGAAUAUGAAGGAAUUCCUAUUAUAGGGGGCUUCCUCUCUGACCCUGCACCAGAGGUUAAAGUGCAGACUCUGAAUGCUUUAAGUAAUCUCUGCAUGAACCUCCAAAACCAGGAGCAGCUGAAGGUCUAUGUGCCACAAGUGCUACAGUUGAUCGAGAUGUCUCCAAUGAACUCUGACCUUCAGCUAGCUGCUCUCAGGAUGCUAACCAACCUUUCUGUCACCGACAAACAUCAACACCUGCUCAAGGAUGCGGUCACGCUUCUACUCCAUUUGCUGUUGGUGAGCGACGUGACAUUACAGGUUCAGACCUUGAAGGUUCUUGUGAAUAUGUCAUCUAAUCCAGACAUGAUGGACGACAUUGUUCAGGCUCAGGCUCCGGCUUCUGUCAUGCUGCUAUUUGCCGCGCAAACGUCAUCGGAGGUGCUUAUGCGGCUGUUGACAUUCACGGGCAACCUGAAGUCCUGGAGACCUUCGGCACAGGUGGCAGAGGAGUUGAGGCGCAACCGCGAUUGCCUCUUCCGGGUCAUGCUGGACGAGUCGUCGGAACUCCACGGCCGACUGGUCCAGCUCCUGUCACACCCUGACAAGGAGAUUCAAGCGCAGGUGGCCCAUAUAUUGACAUAGUCCACUUCCGUUCUCCUCACCCUACACCACAAUCUGCACUGUAGACAUUUUCAUCAUGACGUCACACAUGACGUCACACAUACUGAAUAUAUUCAACCCCAAACAUAAAACAGUUUUGUCAUCAAUUCAGUCAACGGGUGCCACUCACCUUUUGCCACCUGUAAGUACCCUGGUGCCCUUUUCCAAAUGUGAUGACGUAGUCUGUUUUUCUCACUGUUUUGAUCUCACAUACUUCGCCAAAGUCAUCAGCAAUUAAAUUAGAUCAUAUUUCCACACUGUAUGAGGGCCUGACCGCUAAAAAUCUGCUGAGGCUGAUGCUGAUAUUUGGCAGAAUAAAACAAAGAUAACCAAUUAAUUGGUCGAUU
Hippocampus comes (tiger tail seahorse) is the source of this 1737-nucleotide messenger RNA. It is a transcript of the gene armc10, whose product is annotated as armadillo repeat containing 10. The record is from RefSeq and is a predicted model, not a curated record. Gene Ontology annotation, cellular component: mitochondrion. Bases 332 to 1372 code for a protein of 346 amino acids. Lineage: Eukaryota; Metazoa; Chordata; Actinopteri; Syngnathiformes; Syngnathidae. The transcript has 6 exons.